AUGCCUGCAGCAACAAGUGAAUUAGGAAAAAGAAAGAGGAAGAAGAAGGUUCUUGAUGAAGAUUUUGUAGAUAUUGAUGAUUCUAGCAAUAAGAUGGGUGAGGAUGAUGAACGAUUGGAACUACCCGAGGAUGACAAUGAUCUCGGAGUGCAUAGUACUUCAUCUUCUUCCUCCCGUUCUUCCAAAUCAAAGCAAACGGUGAGCAGCAAAAAGAAGAAGAAAAAGCAGUCUUCCUCCACUUCUACAAUUUCAGCAUCAUCUUCAUCAUCGGAAGCAUCUCCAGUCUCAUCACCAAUACAGCAGUUAUUUGAGCUUCAUGCUCCUUCUUCUUCAACAAGGGUUUCUAAUAGUACUAUUAGAAUGAACAGCGACAAUGAAGAGCAUGCCUCCGAAGAAGAAGAAUCUCCAACCUCCACUGUACCCAAACCAGUGUUGGUUUCCCCCACAGCUUUGUUUUUACCUCAAGUUGACCAAGAGAGCAUCAAGUCAUCAUCAUCCAGUGUACCAAUAGCAACUACGGCAUCAUCAUCUAACUCGAAAAGAAGAUUUAAAACCAAGUCAACUCCAGUCAGUACAAGUGGAGCGACUUCAUCACCAACCGCAAGUACGGGCUCGCCAUCUUCCGACUCGGACAGAAAAGUUGUGCCCAGGAGGACCCUAGUGCUUGUGAAUCAACCCUCUCUUUCAUCAGCACCAACGACAUCUGUAUCUUCCUCUUCGUCGCCGACAAAUGUUGGAACAUUGAAUAACCUUAACCCAAUCAAGACCAUGGCCUUACCUCUCAAUCAAUCCUUAACCAACAACAGCACUUCUCAAGAGCGAGUACCUCCUUCCAGCAAUAGUAUUCACAGUCCCUAUAAUGUGGAUGAUUGGUCAUUCAUAACCAAUCGCAAUGGCAUUACGGUGGAAUUUAAAAAAUCAAGAGAUGCAGCCUUUGUUUCUUCAUUCCCAAAAGUGUUGUACACUCUCACUUGGAAGCACAAGUAUGAUCUUAAAAUUGUUACAGAAGAUCCAGUCUUUCAAGGAGUUUCAAAUAAGGUCAUGAUUGCCAAUGUACAGGUUGACUUGGUUAUGGGACGCGACUUUACACUCCCAUCAUAUGAGCCAAGUAAAUCUACCAAACAAAAGGCCUCAUCUUCUGGUGAGGGAGAAGAAAAUGGACGAAAGAAAAAGUCCCACAAAAAGCCCAGCGAUGUUGAAACCAUCACUCUUACUUCCGCCUCCAAAGAAAAUGACAAUUCUAUCAUACUGAGGUUCGGUAUUAAUAGGACCUAUUGCUCUAAGAGGUUCAAUUAUGCUCCAUUUCGAUUGAAGAUCGAUUAUACGGGCCCCACACCUUUCACAAUUUAUUCUCCAAUAUUUCAUUCGUUUGCUAAAAAGUUGAACGAAUUUACCGUGAAAAACGUGAAUGAAAUUCUCAAAAGAACAGAUGAAUCCCUAGUACUUCCACUCGAGAACGCUGACGAGAUGUUAACCCCUUUCCAAUCUGUAUUUUGUGAUACAAUUCCUAACGCGAGUCCAGCCCCAUCCACAACUAUUCCAACAAGUCAAGUUAUAUUUGUGGUGCAAAACGGGUCCACACAAAGCAAUUCAACCUCUAACACCGUAACCAGUGACACAAACAAGAUUCAUGAGGAUGCUAGUCUGUUGUUGUCACUUGGAGGAUUGUUCAAGUAG
Messenger RNA from Naegleria fowleri, 1677 nucleotides. RefSeq lists its product as uncharacterized. The coding region runs from base 1 to 1677 and encodes 558 amino acids. The transcript has a single exon. NCBI's taxonomy places the organism in Eukaryota, Heterolobosea, Eutetramitea, Acrasida, Naegleriidae. The record is from RefSeq and is a predicted model, not a curated record.